AGUAAUCCGUGAUAACUGGCCAAUAGUACAUCUGUGCAUGUUAUCGAUCUACGGUUUUGUGCUUCAGUUUGUAGCUUAGCACGUGUUUUGGAUGGAUUUAGGUAUUGAUGCAAAAUGCAGAUGAAUAUGGAAAUGAAAAGAAAAGUGGAAGACAUUACUACGCACUCUGGCAAACUAAGGUGUGAACGGAAAGCGUCAUUUAGAAAUCAUUUGAAGGAGAACGUAAAUGCCAUUAAUAACUGCUGGACUUCUGACAGAUCAUUGCAUUCAGAUUUUGAUGUACAUAUGGAUAUUUCACCUUUUAAGCACUGCAUAGUGGAAAACUUCAUGCGUGAUACAGAAUAUUUAAAGGAAUUGAAAGAGGAGCUUCUGGACCUUAAAUUUUCCUUGAAGCGGAAUGAUCUCUACCAGUUUCAUCAGUCUUGUGACUUAUCUGAAGUAAAUAGACCUUCGAUUAAUUCACUGAAACAGUUCCUUGUAGAGGAAUGUUGUACAUGGCUGGAAAUGGCAACCGGUAUCAAACUGAAUAAUAAAGUUUCAGUGACAUGUUCUUCCUAUAAUUAUUCAGAUCACUUGUUAUGUCAUGAUGACAGAUGUGAAGAUAGGCGAAUUGCUUUUAUUCUCUAUCUGAGUGAACACUGGCAGCCAGAUUAUGGGGGUUCUUUGGAGCUGUUUGACACAGAUGACAGUGGUCAACCCAAGGAAGUGGUGAAAACCAUUUUGCCCAUGUUCAACACUUUUGUGUUCUUUGAAGUGAUGGGUAAAUCAUUUCACCAGGUAGCUGAGGUGGGCACAGUAGAUCGAACAAGACUUUCUGUGAAUGGUUGGUUCCAUGGCCCACUUUCAGAAUGCAAAGAUGUUAUUCCAAAUGUACGCAUAGACAUACACCUGUUUUCUCCCAUACAGGAUGACUGUAGCCUCUUAGCACAUGUGAAUCCUAUGUACCUGGAUCCUGAAAUACAAGAACAGAUCAGCUCCAGCUUUGAACAAGAUAGUGAGAUUUUAUUGCCCGACUUCUUCAAUAAAGAUUUCUAUAAAGAAAUAUGUAACUGCUUAUGUAGUGGUGAAUUUUCUUGGGAACUUCAAGGACCACCCAAUCGUAGAAGGUAUGAAACUCCACGUGAGAAGACUUUGCCAUUGUCACUUAAUAAGCUUGUGCAACUGAUGAAGUCCAAAGAGUUCUUCAAACUGCUUGGUGACCUUACAAAACUGGAGCUGACACCCUUUCAAAAUAAUGACACAGCAGUAUUGCAGCCCCGGUGUUCGUAUGAGAUACAGCGGUGGCAGAAACGUUUCUAUACUUUGCUGCAUGAUGACCAUAUGAGUAAUGAGUAUGCAUUGGAUGCUAUCAUCCACUUCAAUGUCCAUAAUGUGAAGCAACUGCAAGGAGGUUUCAUAUCCUAUGUAGCCCGUGAUGCAGAUGAAGAGUUACUAACUCUUCUACCAAGUCCCAAUGCUCUUGCUUUAACAUUCAGAGACAAAGAUACACUUCAUUUUGUGAAAUACAUAAACAGUGUUUUCCAUGGGUGCUUUCACAUGAUGCAGUUUACAUAUUAUGAAACCUCAUCAUCCAGUUCAGAAGAAAUGGCAGAAAAUGUAACCUAAUUGCUGGAUUACUGGGAUAUAUGAUUCAUAUAAGUGCAAGUACAUGGAGUAUUACUACAUAUCCUUGUAAGUUAUGUGAUGUAGGUUAGAGGCAAGGAUUUUUAAAAGGUAAGUGAAGAAUUGAAAUACAAAUAUACAUAUAUGAAUACAGGCUUAAUAACUGUUGUUUAGAAGUACAAAGUUAACAUUUCACUUUCAUCUGUAUAAAUUUUAAUGUGCAAUUCUCAACUGCAGUGCACAGAUGAUCCAUGACAUUAGACAUUAGAUGAGACUGCUUUGUAAUGAGUAUCUUUCAAGCCAGAAGGAAAGUUCUGCAAUCUAACGUGGAUACAUGCUUUACAGGAUUGUAGUUGGAUGAAGAUUGUUUCAUGUUUUAUACCCAGUAUGAUAAUUAUACAUUAUUUUGGCUGAUGCAGACAAAGGAAGGAGUUUUAUUUGUUCCAUACAUGCAAAGAUUGAAGUCUUCAGUACAGGUGAAAUGUGUUUAUUUACUCACUGUUCCAGUGAUUGGAAGUGCAGUGUAUAUUACUCUCUUGCAUACUUAUUACAUUAUAUGGUAAUGAAAAUUCUCAUGUUUCAUGCAGAGCAACUUUGAAAUACAUCUUUCCCUUUACUUCUAAGA
Messenger RNA from Cryptotermes secundus, 2227 nucleotides. RefSeq names its product prolyl 3-hydroxylase OGFOD1 (gene sud1). Gene Ontology annotation, cellular component: cytoplasm. Bases 115 to 1605 code for a protein of 496 amino acids. Gene Ontology annotation, biological process: regulation of translational termination; peptidyl-proline hydroxylation. The transcript is spliced from 9 exons. The record is from RefSeq and is a predicted model, not a curated record. Gene Ontology annotation, molecular function: L-ascorbic acid binding; peptidyl-proline dioxygenase activity; iron ion binding. NCBI's taxonomy places the organism in Eukaryota, Metazoa, Arthropoda, Insecta, Blattodea, Kalotermitidae.